Priapulus caudatus is the source of this 2941-nucleotide messenger RNA. RefSeq names its product forkhead box protein D3-like. Gene Ontology annotation, molecular function: DNA-binding transcription factor activity; sequence-specific DNA binding. The coding region runs from base 99 to 1628 and encodes 509 amino acids. Lineage: Eukaryota; Metazoa; Priapulida; Priapulimorpha; Priapulimorphida; Priapulidae. Gene Ontology annotation, biological process: regulation of DNA-templated transcription. The record is from RefSeq and is a predicted model, not a curated record. The transcript is spliced from 3 exons.
UCGAAGGUGGUCUGUCAGUGCUCCACGAAAACUCGAGGCUUCGUCGUGUCAACGCGUACUACAGUAUAGGAAGUUUGUCUUGAAGACUACUUGAAAGCAUGCUUCCAGAAUACGGACGCGCAUGCAAGAGGUCGAACUCGGCGUUAGACCGCUGUCACACCGAAGCCGGCACGACGGAGGUAGCCAGUCUGGACGACAGCCUCACAAACCUCAGCUGGCUUUACAACAUGAGCUUCAGCGACGCCGGAGUGCCAAAUAUCAAUCCCUGCAAGUCUUCCGCAAUCGUCGAUGAUCCGGACACAACGACCUUCGUUACCUCAGAGGAGACCGCCGUGGAACCGCGGGUGGAGCAGCCGUACUUCUCCGUCGUGGAGCGCGUCUCCAUGCCGCACGUGACACACGACUUCAAGAAGAAGUCGGUGAAGCCUCCCUUCUCGUACGCGCAGUUGCUCUUCAUGGCAAUGUCUGCGCAGGGCGUCGGCAAGCAGAAGCUCCUUCUCGCCGAAAUCUAUCAGUUCAUCAUGGAUAACUUCAUCUACUACAAGACAGCUGAUCCUACGUGGCAGAAUUCUGUGCGUCACACCCUGUCACUGAAUCGCUGUUUCAUCCGCUAUCCGCGAGAGAACAACCGACCUGGCAAAGGUGGCUACUGGACACUCAACCCUCAGUUCGUGGACGUACUCGAGAAUGGCGUGAUACGCAGGAAAAAGAGCGCCAGCCCAAUUAUGGAAAGCGUAAAAAAGGGCGCAAACGAUUCCUUCAGCCACUCAGCCCGAUUUCAAAAACAAUACGGGACCCACGUGGAUUACGAAGAGGCAUACCUGUAUGGAUUCUCACCAUAUCUCAACACAAGGCUUCCAUGGGAUAGAAAUAGCCCGUCGCCCCCUCUUGUACUGAACAAGAAGCUUUCAUGUGACAGCGGUAACCUCUCUCCUCCCACCGUACUCGAUGGAGACCUUUUUGGUGACACCGAAUCUCGUCUGGUUUCUCCUCCUCCCGAGUUAAAUAGGAAGCUGUCGUGGGGAAUAGAAAAUCUAUCCCCGCCUGAAGUUAAAAAAUGUACAACUCGUGGCAAAGGCAAUCGUUGUUCUGCUGCUGCACACAAGAGGAAGGUAGACAACGCGUCCCAGCCUCUCGCUAUUAAACGAAUCGCUGCCUCAAAUGGAACUAGCCCUUCUGCCCCAACCAACAGAUCAGGGGAUGAGGUGUCCCCUCCCAAUGAUAAAAUAUCCUGUGACAGCUUCACACCUUGCUUGUCCGGCAUCAUCCCGGAUGAAAGAUUCGAGGAUUCGUUCGACUGGAGCGGCGUGCUGCACAACGACGUGACCUUGUCCGAGUCAAAGGUCAAAGUCGAGGCGAUUGUCGACGGCUACAUAAGCGUGCCUCUGCAGCCGCUGAUGCCGACGCACGGAGACGAUGUCGGCGGUGAGCUGAUCAUGUCAGCGGAUGACCUCACGCAGCUGGGUGCGGAGGCUACCGUGGGGGCAGGGUACGCAGGCGGGAAAGCGUACCUGAGUGACGGUGACUGUGAUCACGGUGACGUAGACGCUGCCGAUCUGAGAGUUGACGGCGUUGGCAUUGUGCAGCCAUCCUGGUGGCCUCAGUGUACGUCCUACAGCUUCGCAUAGCUUGGCGCGUUUCACCGAAGUCUUCCAUAAACAGGAGAUUUGAAUGAAAUAACAUAGAAUGGAACGUAUAGAAGCUAUUGAUGGUUUUUAUCAGCAGGCAGUAAAUUUACAUUUAGAUCGUAUGUAUCGUCGUAUGGUGCUCAAACGGCUACCCGAAUACGUAAAUACGUUGUAUUUUGUUUGGAUUAGAGUAAGAGCAAUUUUUAGUUGGCAGUAAGAUUAGCACUGUCAGGAAUCAUCAGUGGUAUAUAAUGUAGUGUUAUACAAAGUAGCAGGAAGUAGUUUUAUACGUACAAAAUAUUGUUAUACUAUGUAGAAGUAGGUUAAAAUUGAGAUUUUAAAGAUUUGAUUUAUACGCUGGUGACUAGUUUUAUAACUGUCUGUUUAUGAUGCGUUUAAUAGCCUUGAUAUAUUUCAUGAUUGUCGAUUUUUAGCGUGGUAUCCUUAUUCUUUUUUUCCAUAUAGCGGCCUUGCAGUUGAGCAAGUAAUGCUAAAUGAAAUUGUCUAUAUUGGGAAACUUGCCAUAGGUUGAUAUAUGGCAUAAGAGUACAUAAUAGAGAUCUCUAUUAUGUACUCUUGAUGGCAUGCAUAUUUACAGAUUUGCAAUGAAAUCAUACGCAUCUGCCGUCUACCCAAUUAAAUGUGCAUCAUAUAUUCAGCUUCUGGCUUUGUUAGUGGGUAUACAUGUGUAUACAGCGAAACAUGCCUGCUGGAAACAUGCCGCCCAUACUAACAGGUGGCGCGACGUAAUCAAGUCAACCAUUAGCAUAUUAGUCGAAUUAAUUUUUAAUCACCGAAUAAAUAGACUUGAACUCCGUAAAUGUACGGGGGCGCUGACAGCCACAGAGACGAGCGCGCUCGCAAGAAUGUCGCAGGUCCCCGUCGCGUGCAGCCUAGCUCGUUACGUGUAACGUCGCGCCGCGUUAUGUUUAUACACGCGACUACAGACCGAACUACGCCGCGGACAAGAAACAUUCGCGACACAUGGCAGUCGCGAUUAUAGGUGCUCGGCUGUGAAACGCGAAUGUUCGUCAAGUAAUUAGGUCACGAGCGUGUUAUAAACUGUGGCCUGUAUUAGCACAUCACUGGUGUAGUAUUCUUAUACUAUAGGUGUCGCAAAACCGCUCCAUGUGGUUAACAUUGAUAGCGUUUAGCUGCGCUGUAAGAACAACCCGCCCGUAACUUGUCCCUGAUCGUGUGUUCGUGAAACAUAGAUGACAGCAUAUAUGCUUUACGAUUUGUUACAAUCGAUGUACGUUCGGGCAUCUGAGAGUAUUCAAAGUAUGUUAAAAUAUACAAAUAUAUAACGCUCA